ACACACACACACACUUCUGACAUUUCCGGUGCAGGAAACACAACCUGAGAAAUUUAACAGAAGGAAGCAGAAGAUAGACUGUAAUCUACUCAUUAUCAAUGAAAAGGUUUCUUCAGAACUCUUCCAUCAUUUUGCUGUGAAGGUUCUAAAAACAGAUCCCCAGAAGAACUGAAUUAAAUUCUGUAAACACCUGAAAACCUCUCAGUGAUCUUCAUUUGUAGAAAAGACAGAGUGCAGCCGUUGGACGUUUGAGUUUCCUAUAAAUACAUGCAACAGGAAGUGGUUAUGAAGCAGAGUGCGUGCAGAAACAAGGAACGCAAGAUUAGCUGAAACAGUAAAGAUCAGUUCAGACGGCAGUGGAGCUUCACGUGUGCUAAACUGCUGAGAGUGAGGUGACCGACUCCAUCACUCCAUCCAUGGGAACUGAUAAAGAGAGUGAGACAGAGGCACGUGCAGAGAUGGAGAAAGAAGAAGUGACACAGGAGGAGAGCGGAGGAGAGCGCGCGGAUGACGGGAACCUGUUGAACACAUACACCUGGCACACGGGAGGCGCGCGCGGCGAUCCAUCAGAGAAAAGCGCGGGAAGCAAGUGGAGUAAGAUGCAGAGCUGGAGGAAAGCAGUGAGUGAGGACACACCUGAUAAAUCACCGGCACCAUCACCGGCACCGGGGGCACGCGGGGGCAACGGAACCACCAAACCCGCGAGCGGGAGGAAGAACCCGUUCCGCAGAGCGCUGUCAGAACCUCCCGGCUCGCUCCUGUCCUCCAUCCUGUCUCCUUCAUCAUCAUCACCAUCACCUGCGGAAAACAGCGCGGCCGCAGACACGACACAGGGUGGGAAAUUCCGCAAAUACCUGCGGCAGGUGUCUCAGAAACUGAAGCGACCACGUGCGCAGAACCGCAACAACACAAGCACCUCACAACAACAACAACAACAACAACAACAACAGCACGAGGAUGUGCCAUGCGUGGACCCUGCAGAUUCAUUUCGGUUCUCCUGGGUUCCUCAGGAUGUUCCUGUGUGGGACAUCAACAACUGCAUCCUUCAGGAUGGACAGAUCUUUAUUUCCCGAGAGGAGGAGCCGUUGUGGAUGAGGAAUCGAGCAAGCAGCUGUCUGUCAUCUCUCAGUCUAGUGAACCUCACUGAAAGCCACUCCAACCUCGAGUGCACUCCAGAUCACGUGUCUGUGGCCCCGAAACCUAAAACUCAGGAUGGUGGCGUGAGAAUGAAAAUAAAACGGCGUCUGCAGGGUGGAGCUCACAGGAAACUGAGUAACCCACAACUGAACGUAGUGGGACUGAGUUCUGCAGCACGGUUUGGUUCUCGAGAUUCUCUCUCGGUACCACUGAAUGCAGCUGAAAGUCUGGAUGUAAGUUCAGACUGCACCACUGUAAUCCGGCCUGUGCACAGCUCCAUCCUUGGAGAAAAGUACUGCUUUGAGGUGAUUAACUCAGACAGUAACCACUGCUUUGGCUGCAGUUCUGCUGCUGAGAGGGACCGCUGGAUUGAGAACCUGCGGCGUGCUGCUCGGCCCAACAAGGAUAACUGUGAGCGUACAGAGAACUCUCUCAGCCUGUGGGUGAAUGAAGCUAAAGAUCUCCCACCAAAAAAGCGCUACUACUGUGAGAUUCAUCUUGAUGGUACGCUGUUCGCUCGCACCAGCAGUCGCGCUGUGGGUAAAUCAUCAUCAGUCCCUGGGAAUGAUGGCGGGUCAAGCACUGUGGGCGUAUCUUCUGGAGGAAGUGGAAGCGUAGGGGGUUGCCAGCUGUUUUGGGGCGAGCUUUUUGAGCUUGAUAACCUCCCCCCUGUCACACAGAUCACACUGCACCUGUUCCGUGAUGAUGACCCCAAGAAGAAGCGCCACUCGAAGGAUGAGUGCAUCUCUUACCCUCUGGGCAGCGUGGCUCUGUCUCUGGCCAACAUUAAAGGACGAAUAUUUCAGGAGAAAUGGUAUCCAAUCAUUCCCUUCAAACCUCCUGGUACAAGCGGGGUGAAGGAGCAGCUUGGGCCACAGGCAUGUGUCCGGGUGAAGGCACGAUUCCAGAACCUGCAGGUGCUGCCGAUUGAGAGAUAUAAGGAGUUUGCAGAGUAUGUGACACUGGGGUAUGUGGAGAUGUGCAGCAACCUGGAACCUCUACUGAAUGUCAGAGAUAAAGAGGAGCUGGCUGGAGCACUUGUCCAUGUCCUACAGAGCAUUGGAAAGGCCAAGGAAUUCCUAAUCGAGCUGGGUGGGGCUGAAGUCCAGCGGUCGGGUGAGAACGAGGCUCUAAUCUUCAGAGAAAACACUUUGGCCACCAAAGCCAUAGACGAGUACAUGAAGCUGGUGGGGCAGAAAUAUCUCAUCGAUACUCUUGGAGAUUUCAUCGCUCGACUGUAUGCAUCCUCAGAAAGCUGUGAAGUCGAUCCACAGAAAUGUUCUGCCUCCGAGCUGCUUGUCAACCAGCGCCACCUAAAGGAAACGUGUGGAGAAGUGAUGAAGCAUAUCACUGAGACGCACAGCUCUUUUCCAGUGGAACUGAAUGAAAUUUUCUCCAGCUGGGUGUCUGAUUGUGAGGAAUGCGGACGAGCCAACAUCGGACACCGUCUCAUUUCAGCAUCUUUGUUCCUCCGGUUCCUCUGUCCUGCCAUCCUCAGUCCCUCUCUGUUUGGACUGACCCAACCAUACCCAGAACCCAACACACUCCGUACUCUGACUCUCACGGCUAAGGUGCUGCAGAACCUUGCCAACUUCACAAAGUUUGGAGAGAAAGAAGCGUACAUGCUGUUCAUGAAUGACUUCCUGGUGGAACAUUGGGACAAUAUGAGGACUUUCCUGCAGAAAGUAUCAAACCCUGACUGUGAACUAGAGAUGGCGCGGUUUGAUGGAUAUGUGGAUCUUCCUUUACGCCUCGCUGUGCUUCACAGCCUGCUAGUGGCCAUCAUCUCCUCAAUGAGCCUGGAAACUAUAAACAACCUACAACCUCUACCCUCCAUCCUGAACCAGAUCACCGAACACCUCGGCCCGGACGUUCCCCAGAUCACCUGCAGCAGUUACAGUUGUGAAGCAGCCAAGCCCACCUACAUUCCUCCCCGAGACCUCAGCAAGUACAGCCCACUGAACAAGUCCCUUCAGCACCUGCCCACAGACCAACGCCCUGCACAUGCCAAGGACAAACAUCGGAAGCAGGUGACGAGGACGCAGAGUGUCCCUGCCUCUGGAAGACACCAUCGCCAUCCUGCGAAGAGAACGAACAGCACUACUGACCUGACAGAGAACCCUGACAUCCACCAGAACAGUGAAACUCCACCCAUGGACAUCUCGCCACCACAGCACACCACGAGUGCUAAACCCCUACCUGCUCAUAUUCCCUGGAUCAAAGAGCAGGAUCAAAUCAAUCAUGUUCGGGAAGAGACAAGUCUACUGGAUAAGCAUGCUCAGGAACUGUCUGAGCUGCGCUUGGGGGUGGAGCAGGUGACGGAGCGUGAGCUGGAGAUGGCGAAGCGGCUGGAGGAUUUCAUCAUCGUGAGUCAGGAACAGCAGGCACAGCUGCAGGCUGAAGUGCAGGAACUGCGCAGUGUGUUAGCUCUGCGAGAGGAGCAGCUUGCCAGUGCCACCUUCAGACUGGGAGUGAUUGAGGAGGAGCGUGAGGAAGAUGAGAGGAAGCUGAGUGUUGCUCUGGCAGCAGCUGAACGCAUGAAUGUGUUGGAGGAACAGUUUGCUGGUCUGUUAAAGAACAUGCAGCAAUUAAAUACAGCGCCGGACGACAACCUGAAAACAUCGUAGAUCAACAGUUUGACAGUUGCAGUUCCACUUUACCGACUUCAUGAUGACAUCAGAAAUUAAUCCUGAUUGGCUGGACAUUCUGCUGUCAACCAUCUUGAUUCUUUUUUUAUUCUCACACCUUCAAAUCUGUUAUCUCUAAUAAAUUCCUGUAGUUUUGAUUCCACUUGUACAUCAAUAAAGUUACACACCAUAUAA
This is a messenger RNA of Neoarius graeffei (lesser salmon catfish), 3959 nucleotides long. It is a transcript of the gene rasal3, whose product is annotated as RAS protein activator like 3. Gene Ontology annotation, biological process: regulation of GTPase activity. The transcript is spliced from 18 exons. Lineage: Eukaryota; Metazoa; Chordata; Actinopteri; Siluriformes; Ariidae. The record is from RefSeq and is a predicted model, not a curated record. The coding region runs from base 417 to 3764 and encodes 1115 amino acids.